Ilex paraguariensis (yerba mate) is the source of this 1823-nucleotide messenger RNA. The record is from the annotation of a GenBank genome assembly. NCBI's taxonomy places the organism in Eukaryota, Viridiplantae, Streptophyta, Magnoliopsida, Aquifoliales, Aquifoliaceae.
CCCCCUUAACGUGCAAACCCUCUCUGUCCAGCAGUUAAAUUGUCCGUAUUCCCGCUCUCACCCAAUCACUCAUCCCAAACCCCUCUAUCUGUCUGUCUGUCUGUCUCUUCUCUCGUUUCUCUCUCAUAAUUUCCCUCUGUACAGUUCCCAUUUCUGUCAAACCAAAAUAGAUCUGAAUCUGAACAUCAAGAACCAACAAUGAGAGAGAUCUUGCAUGUUCAAGGAGGACAAUGUGGUAACCAAAUCGGAUCCAAAUUCUGGGAAGUGAUCUGCGACGAGCACGGCGUUGAUUCAACCGGUCGUUACAAAGGCGAUGGAUCUUCCGAUCUUCAACUGGAGAGGAUCAAUGUCUAUUUCAAUGAAGCUUCCGGUGGACGAUACGUUCCUAGGGCCGUUCUUAUGGAUCUUGAGCCUGGGACCAUGGACAGCAUCAGAUCCGGGCCCUACGGCCAGAUCUUUCGCCCCGAUAACUUCGUCUUUGGACAGUCCGGUGCCGGAAAUAAUUGGGCCAAAGGUCAUUACACUGAAGGAGCGGAACUGAUUGAUUCUGUUCUUGAUGUUGUUCGCAAGGAGGCUGAGAAUUGUGAUUGUUUGCAAGGUUUCCAGGUGUGUCACUCACUUGGAGGAGGCACGGGUUCGGGCAUGGGCACCCUUUUGAUUUCAAAGAUAAGGGAGGAAUACCCGGACAGAAUGAUGCUCACAUUCUCCGUUUUCCCCUCACCAAAGGUUUCUGACACAGUUGUAGAACCUUACAAUGCCACCCUCUCUGUGCACCAGUUGGUGGAGAAUGCUGAUGAAUGCAUGGUCCUUGACAAUGAAGCACUCUACGAUAUUUGUUUUAGGACCUUGAAGCUUAGCACUCCAAGCUUUGGUGAUCUGAAUCAUUUGAUCUCUGCGACGAUGAGUGGUGUAACAUGCUGCCUGAGAUUUCCUGGUCAGUUGAACUCAGACCUGCGGAAGCUGGCUGUGAAUCUGAUCCCAUUUCCACGUCUUCAUUUUUUCAUGGUGGGUUUUGCACCACUUACCUCUCGUGGAUCUCAGCAAUACAUCUCCCUCACUGUCCCAGAACUGACUCAGCAAAUGUGGGAUGCUAAGAACAUGAUGUGUGCGGCUGAUCCUCGUCAUGGACGCUAUCUGACAGCCUCCGCCAUGUUCAGGGGGAAAAUGAGCACAAAAGAGGUGGAUGAACAGAUGAUCAAUGUGCAGAAUAAGAACUCAUCGUACUUUGUGGAGUGGAUCCCCAACAAUGUGAAGUCGAGUGUGUGUGAUAUCCCCCCAACCGGCCUGAAGAUGGCAUCGACAUUUGUGGGAAAUUCCACGUCAAUCCAAGAGAUGUUCAGGAGAGUAAGCGAGCAGUUCACAGCCAUGUUUAGGCGCAAGGCCUUUUUGCACUGGUACACUGGAGAAGGGAUGGAUGAAAUGGAGUUUACAGAGGCAGAGAGCAACAUGAAUGAUUUGGUGGCAGAGUACCAGCAAUAUCAGGAUGCCACUGCAGAUGAGGAGGAGGACUAUGAAGAGGAUGGUGCCGAUGAGCAGCAAUAUGAAAACUAAACCUCAACUGGCAACUACCAAAGAAAAAUAAGUAAUGUUUAAUGUCGAGCAUUGUUGGUUUGCUUUUUGCUCUAUAUUUUCUGCGUUCUGUACUUUCAGCUUAUCUGUUUGAAUCUCAUGUCUGAACUUUCAUCUUAUUUGUUUGAAUGUCAUGUCUGAACUUUCAGCUUAUUUGUUCGUUAUUGUUUGAAUCUUCUGUUCCUUUAUAUCAUUUGGUGCUUGUUUUAGCAUUUGAGUAAAGAGUAUUCCAAGUUUUACAACUACUUUGCAGA